Suillus subaureus is the source of this 1257-nucleotide messenger RNA. RefSeq lists its product as uncharacterized. The transcript is spliced from 3 exons. NCBI's taxonomy places the organism in Eukaryota, Fungi, Basidiomycota, Agaricomycetes, Boletales, Suillaceae. Bases 1 to 1257 code for a protein of 418 amino acids. The record is from RefSeq and is a predicted model, not a curated record.
AUGAAGCCACCUCUUAUUCUUGGACUCAACCCUUCACAUUGCCUUGGAGUUCCCAACUGUAUGACCACGGAUAUUAUGCAUCUCACUGGUAACCUCAGUGACCUCCUCAUUUCUCUCUGGCAUGGAACAAUAGAUUGUGCUGCUACAGAUGAUGUAACUAUGUGGGAUUGGGCAGUACUCCAUGAUGUGGAAGCUUGGAGUGCACAUGGGGAGUUGGUUGCACAAGUGGGUCUGUUUCUUCCUGGUUCUUUUGAUCGCAAACCACGCAAUAUCGUGGAAAAACUCAACACAAGUUAUAAAACUUGGGAAUUCCAACUUUACACCUUUGGUCUCGCUCCCGGCCUACUCUAUAAUGUCCUUCCUGAGCGAUAUUGGAGGAACUACUGCAAGCUUGUUAUCACCAUUGAGCAUAUUCAAGAAGCCCAAACACUCUUGUGUAAUUGGGAAUAUGAAUUUGAACUCCUGUAUUACAGACGACGCCAAGAUCGCAUCCACUUCAUCCAUCCCUGCAUUCACCAAACUAACCACCUUGUUGCAGAGACUGUUCACAAAGGCCCCCCUAUUUGUUAUGCACAGUGGACCAUGGAGCACACUAUUGGGAACCUUGGACAAGAGAUACACCAACCAUCUCGCCCUUACGCCAACCUGUCGCAAGAGGGUGUUCAACACUGUCAAGUUAAUACACUUCUAUCUGCCAUCCCAGAGCUUGAUGAACCUUCCAAAGGUCUUCCAAUAGGUGCAAUAGACUCAGGAGAUGGAUUUGCAUUAUUGUGCAAACAUGACAGAUAUGCAUUCAGUCCAGUUGGAGGUGUGGCACAAGCCAUACUUGACUAUCUUGGAGAUGGGUCGACACUUCCUCGUAUCAAACAUUGGGCACAACUCCUCUUGCCCAAUGGACAGAUUGCACGGUCUGUCUGGAGAGAGACACUCAAACUGUUAGAUCAGACUCGCAUGUCAUGCAAUGUGAAAAUAAAAUAUCACAGGGAAGUUUGGUUCGGCAAAGUUCUAUACUUCACCAGGCUUUCAGUUGAAGCAGGCCUUGAUGAUGAUCGUGACUGGCGCUGGCACGAUGUUGCCCUUAUUCAGAUGUAUUCCCAUCCAGACAAUGACCUUCUCCAGCUCUCCUCACAUACCAUCACAUCUUGCUCCUGUCUUGAAGAUAUUUGCGUUGUUAGCAUAAAGCAGAUCCUAAGUGUCGUUGUGAUGAUUCCACACAAGCCUAUACUACCUUCUGGAGUUAUGGAUGAAGAAGGUUGA